Blastocystis hominis is the source of this 1164-nucleotide messenger RNA. RefSeq lists its product as hypothetical. The transcript has 9 exons. Bases 1 to 1155 code for a protein of 384 amino acids. NCBI's taxonomy places the organism in Eukaryota, Bigyra, Opalinata, Blastocystidae. Gene Ontology annotation, molecular function: 1-phosphatidylinositol-3-phosphate 5-kinase activity. Gene Ontology annotation, cellular component: endosome membrane. Gene Ontology annotation, biological process: phosphatidylinositol phosphate biosynthetic process. The record is from RefSeq and is a predicted model, not a curated record.
AUGAGUGCUGCGAGUUCUGCUUCCGUCCCUGAAGUGGUAGAGAGAAAUGCUGACAGGAUGACUGACUCAAAGGUUUCACUUCCUUCCGAGCUUUUUUCAGGGAAUCCGCAGCUUCCAGCGGACGAAAAUAACCACUUUAUUCCCGUUUCCUUGCAGAGACCCACGACGAUCUUCGCGUAUUCGAUGCUGACACGUUGCUACACCACCGAAUUCGAAUCGAUGAAGAAGCUCGUGAAGGAGGGAGGGAUCGAAGGCUGCUGUCUCAAGGAGAAAGAACUCCUCGAUCCCAACGACAACAUGGUCAAAGUGGUCCUCGAAGUGGAAGAAAACGGGCUUCCUUGCAAGGUCUGCUGCAAGAUUUUCUUCGCCACGCAGUUUGCCGCGAUUCGCGAAGCUCGCGAUGCGUUCAGCUAUCUCCUCUCGCUGAGCAUUUGCCAACCGCAAGACACGCAUGGCGGCAAAAGCGGCGCCGUGUUUUACAUCACGGGCGAUUCUCGGUAUCUCGUAAAGGAAAUCAGUUCUCGAGAGUUCGAAAUGUUCGUGACGAACGCUCACUCCUAUUUCCAAUACAUGGCGAAGUGUCUCUUCCACGGCCUCACCUCGCUGCUGUGCAAAGUAUUCGGGAUUUACCAGACGACGGUGAUCGACUCGAGCAAUCGCAAGACGGUGUCGCAUUAUGUGAUGGAGAAUUUGUUCUACAACCAGAAGAUCGUGGAUAAAUUCGACCUGAAGGGAAGCAGUCGGAAUCGCUAUGCGAACGAGGGCUGUGGGUCGGAGGAAAACACGCUGCUGGAUGUGAAUUUCAUGGAGAGACGGAAGGGAAUUCCGCUGCCCUUGCAUGAAUCGUCGAAAAAACUGUUGAAUAUUGGAAUUCUGAACGACACGCUGUUCUUAUAUCUGAUAAAAGUGGUGGACUAUUCGUUGUUGGUGGGGAUCAAUGAAGAGACGCAUGAAUUGGUGGUCGGAAUCAUUGAUUACUUCCGUUGUUACGAUGUUCUGAAGAAGAUCGAGAACGGAGUGAAGUCGGUGGGGAUGAUUAUCGGAGAGAAGGCGCCUACCAUUGUGCCUCCUGAGGAUUAUAAGAAACGAUUCCGCAUUAGCAUGGAUAGCUAUUUUGUGACCAUGCCAGACCAGUAUUUCCAGUUAAAACACUAAAAUAGACGU